This is a messenger RNA of Triplophysa rosa, 2795 nucleotides long. It is a transcript of the gene cdk5, whose product is annotated as cyclin dependent kinase 5. The record is from RefSeq and is a predicted model, not a curated record. Gene Ontology annotation, molecular function: ATP binding; cyclin-dependent protein serine/threonine kinase activity. The coding region runs from base 166 to 1044 and encodes 292 amino acids. Gene Ontology annotation, biological process: neuron apoptotic process; axonogenesis; synaptic vesicle transport. The transcript is spliced from 12 exons. Gene Ontology annotation, cellular component: nucleus; cytoplasm. NCBI's taxonomy places the organism in Eukaryota, Metazoa, Chordata, Actinopteri, Cypriniformes, Nemacheilidae.
UAAAUCGCCAUCUUGAAGCUCUUACUGCUUUCGAUGCAGCGUUCUACGCCCCUUGUUGAUAAAACGACAGUUAUCAUUUGUAUAUUUAAGAAGCUUUGUUUUCAUACAUAGGUUCAUACGCAGCCUGGCCGCUUUAUUUAAAAGCUGCUAUAACAGGCUAAAAUCAUGCAGAAGUAUGAAAAGCUGGAGAAGAUAGGAGAGGGCACCUAUGGGACUGUUUUUAAGGCUAAAAACAGGGAUACACAUGAAAUCGUGGCCCUCAAAAGAGUGAGACUGGAUGAUGAUGACGAGGGGGUUCCAAGCUCAGCUUUACGAGAAAUCUGUCUCCUGAAAGAGCUGAAACAUAAAAACAUUGUAAGGUUGCAUGACGUCCUUCACAGUGAUAAAAAGCUGACGUUAGUGUUCGAGUAUUGUGAUCAGGACUUGAAGAAAUACUUUGACAGCUGUAAUGGGGACUUGGAUCCAGAAAUUGUAAAGUCCUUUAUGUAUCAGUUACUAAAGGGACUGGCGUUCUGCCACAGUCGAAAUGUUCUCCACCGGGACCUUAAACCACAAAAUCUGCUCAUCAACAGAAACGGCGAACUAAAGCUAGCUGACUUUGGUUUGGCCAGAGCUUUCGGGAUCCCUGUACGAUGUUAUUCUGCUGAGGUGGUGACGUUGUGGUACAGACCACCAGACGUGCUGUUUGGUGCCAAGUUAUAUUCUACCUCUAUCGACAUGUGGUCCGCAGGCUGUAUAUUUGCAGAACUAGCAAACGCAGGACGUCCUUUAUUUCCUGGUAACGAUGUGGACGACCAGUUAAAAAGGAUCUUUAGGUUAUUGGGAACGCCGACAGAAGAACAGUGGCAAACUAUGAAUAAACUUCCAGAUUAUAAGCCGUAUCCAAUGUACCCCGCCACAACAUCACUUGUAAAUGUUGUCCCGAAGCUGAGCAGCACCGGCAGAGACCUGCUACAGAAUCUUUUAAAAUGUAAUCCAGUACAGCGGAUCUCAGCAGAGGAGGCCCUACAGCACCCGUACUUUGCAGACUUCUGCCCACCCUAAAUUUGAGAGCCACAGAGCAUCCCGCAGAAGUAUAAGUGGGCCGGUCUUAUCUCGCAACCUCACCCGCACCAUUCCUCCAGUUUUUUGUUCAACUUACACCUGCUAUGGCAGCAUACAAAGACCUUAAAACAAUCUUCCGUGUAUUUUGUCAUCCACAUGCACUGCAGCAUAUAUGGAUCGGAUUUUGAUAGUGGCACUCUAGCGUUGUGUUUGUAGUUUCCAGGAAAUGUUAGUUUGGUCUGGAUGAUAGAUCAAAGAUACUGGCCCUACUGUACAAGAUUCAUUUAGUUGCCAAAUGUGCAUCACAAGUCUUUAAUGGUUUACAAAGUUCUGCCGUGAAGACUGAAGGCUUUCUUGAUGUGUUUUCUUCAAAUGAACAGUGUAAUUUAAUAAGGUACAGUGCACGUACUUGAUUUCUGUUUCAAUAUAUGUGUUAUUUAAGAAUAGUUAUGUUUGCGUUCUCCUGCGUGCUGUCAUGUAAAAUUUUGAACUACGAAUCACAAGAUUUUAGCAUUGCAAGUUUUUUUAAUGCUCAGACAAUUGCAUUGACUUUAAGGGUAUUGCAAAACAAAACCUGUUUUUGUCAUAUUAAAGCGCUCGGGCACUUCCAUGUUACUAAAGGCUGUUUUGUAGGAUGCUAGUGGACCACAAAACACCCUCAACAGCUGUAACAAUAAAAACACAGCCAAGGUCUCAUUCAAAACGUUGGGAUUCCAUAGAGAGUUCAUAUAGAGUCAGACUUUCUUAGGCAGAGUUAUCUCAUCUCAGAAGUUUUCUGCUCUGAUUAGAAUAGAAUGACAUUGUUCAGCCUGUUAUAGUGAUUGUAUGUGUUAUUUUCAAGUACAGUGUUUCUCUGAAGACAUUUUGCAUUUUAGGUAAUAUGUGGUUGAACUUGACAGUUUCUCUGAACACUUUGAACAUUUUAUUUUUAUUUAUGAAAAUAGCAUCACGUUAAAAAAAGGUAGAUUUGGAAACUAGGUAAGGGACCAUUCUGGGUAGUAUUUGAGGAAGUCUGACCAUUUUUGUUUAAAUGUGAUUUUAUGAGAACAAUUUAAAAAAGGUCAAUUGUAAAACUUGGUACACGGUAAAAUCGGUGCUUAUGUCAGCAUCAGGUUGGAAGUAAUGUGCACAACAUACAAUGUUGUUACUUCACAAUAAUGUAGCAAGACUCGGUUUGUAACUUUACAUGAAGGCAGUAAAAAUGGCUUUAAAAAUGGUUUAUUAAAACGUUUUCUAUAAACAAAAAGUCUUAUAAAUAUUAUUUCGCAGAUCUCGUUACUUUUUAAGCAUCCCGCAAAAAAACCCUUCACAUCAUUUCUAUUAAAAUGGGGCCUAAGUGGUUAAUGUGAUGCUUUUGCUUUGAUUUGAUGACUGAAAGAAAUAGUGCUUCACAAUGCCACAAAAUGUUCUUUGUAGUGAAAAAAGGUUCUUUAGAUUAUAAAGAAGUAAGAAACUUCCGGGAAAUGGUUCUUCUAUGCCAUCCUUUGUAGCAUGCUUUUUUUUUUAGUUUACUACAGAGAGACACUGUGUGCAGUAGAACAACGUUAAUUUUUAACUGUUAAGAACAUACGAACUGGGUCUGAGAUUGUUUAUUAACGUGUGAAUGGAAGGACCAGUUUUUUUUUUUUUUGAUAAAUGGAUGACUUGAGUAAAUAAAGAACAAACAGCCAAUAGAAGUUUAGAUGUGAACUUGUUCAACACUAUUUAAAAAGCAUCUCAUGAUGAGAACUAAAGAAGCUCGAAAAAAGGAC